AUGAGGGCAUACUACACCGGAGGAUGCAGAAUGCGCUGGACUAUGUUCAACAGUGGUGCACCUCUCAUGGACUCAGGAAGGCUCAGCUGGAAAAAGCACAUCACCAUGCAGACGAACAAAGUCAUAAUGACUUACUGGGCAUGCAGGAGGAUGUUUGGCAACACGUGGGGGCCUAGGCCCAGAAUCGUGAAAUGGAGCUACACGGCCAUAAUGCUCCCACAGCUUGCGUAUGCUGCUGUUGUCUGGUGGACGGCAAUGAACAAAGCCUGCCACAGGAAAACGGUAGACAGGACGGGCAGGCAUGCGAUGCUGGGAAUUACGGGGGCACUCAGGACGACCUCCACCUCAGCACUGGAGGCUCUGCUCUUUCUCCAGCCGCCCCACCUUCCCAUUAAGGAGGUGGCGCUGAUCUCGGCUGCGAGAUUACGACUGCAAGGUCGAUGGAAGGAGGCCAGUAGUGGUCAUGCGGCAAUGCUCACGGCGGACAGCGACCUUCGGGGACUGCUGUCCUGGGGAGGAGAUGCCUGCGGACCGCGAUGGCACCUCCAAAAGAGUUUUAAGGUCAACCUUGGAUAUGGGGCAACCCAACUAGGGAGUGACAGAAAGUGGACGCCACCGAAGGGGCUGGUCUGGGCCCUUGGAUUGGACCCGCAUACGACCGUGCUCCAAGCAGAGCUUGCAGCCCUGAAAGCCUGUGCCAGGGAAAUUCUAGGCAGGGGGGACAGCGGCGAGAAGAUAUACAUUUGCUCAGACAGCAGGCGUGCGUUGAGGGCACUGCUCAAGAAUGAGAGUUGCUCUCGAUUAGUCAACGACUGUACUGAGCUGAUGGAAAGGGUGGCUUCCCAUAAUCAGCUGGAAGUGGUCUGGAUUCCGGGCCACGCUGGCAUCUUCGGCAACAUGAAAGCCGACGAGCUGGCCAAAAGAGGUUGUCUAGAGGUUGCGCCAACAGAGGAGAACCCAGUGGGGGUGCACAUAGACUUCGUUAAGGAUAUGAUCUGGAAACGAGCGGAGAGGGGGGUUGUGGAAAGUGGUGGGAAACGUCUAGUCUCCUCAGACCUCUCUAGACCUUUUGGUAGCGGUGGUACCCGCAGAAUUUUCCUGUCUCCUGUGGACGUGAUGGAGAAGGUGGGAGAAUAUCGCAACUUGGCUCCAAGGUUGUCCGAUGGAAAAUUGGAGACCGAGGCGGCAAUCCGCAGCGUAGGUCUCCUGGGAUUCUCCAUGGAGACUCUGCGCUAA
Messenger RNA from Fopius arisanus, 1236 nucleotides. RefSeq lists its product as uncharacterized. The record is from RefSeq and is a predicted model, not a curated record. Gene Ontology annotation, molecular function: RNA-DNA hybrid ribonuclease activity; nucleic acid binding. NCBI's taxonomy places the organism in Eukaryota, Metazoa, Arthropoda, Insecta, Hymenoptera, Braconidae. The coding region runs from base 1 to 1236 and encodes 411 amino acids. The transcript is spliced from 4 exons.